AAGGUAAAAUUAGAUUCACUACCCCCCCCCCCCCAGUUGACAGGGGUCGCCAGUCACUAGCACUGUUAUUUUGGGGGUCCCGGGCUGAAAGGUUUGGGAACCCCUGCACUAACAGCUUCUUAUCACUUCAUUUACCUGCCAGAAACGAUAGACUAUGAUGUAGUAAUGGGAAGAUCCUGCUUUACAUAAUCUAGCAUAAAUGUUAAAUGUCUCAAUAUUAGUGUCGACAAGCCCGUUAUAUAUAACGGCUUCUUUAUCUGUGUUUAUAAGACGUUAACUUUACUAUUAUGUGUGUAGGUAUUCAUCUUAAGUUAAAUGCAGAUCUUUUUCUAUCCUUUCAGACUUUUUUUAGGAUAAUAAAAGUUGUUCUCAUGUAUUUGUAAGUGUGCUGACACACUGUUGCCUCUCUGUGCCGGUGGGUAUAAGUGUCGGGUUUAUUUGGGCAUCUCAGAUUUACCACCGCUCACAAGGUGCUGGGACCAGCCUGCGGACGAACUGUUAGUCUGCAUCUUCUUAAAGCGGUACGUGGCUCCACAUUAUUGCUUUUGGCCUUUUUAGCAUUCUUUUAAUCUCUUUGCGUCUCUGUACUUGGAGUCUAUAUUUGUUAGCAAACCGGUGCUAUGAAUAGUUUGUCAAAUUAGCUGCUACUGUCUGUUGGUGCACGGACAACUACUGGAUUAUUUAAAACAAGUUGUAGCAUCUCGGUUCCUACUUUUAUAAAUAGAUUAUUUCAUGUUUAUUUAUGAAGCACCCCAUGAGAUAAUGAUUUAAACUGAAUCAUUGUAAUGUGUUUAAUGUCAAAGACAGUUCACUUCAUACAUUCCUCCAAAUAAAGUCAGAAUUCUCUGAUAUCAUGCUCCACGUUUCUCCUCUGUUUAUCUACCAUAUAUCUGCUGUUAAUCUACAGUUUACCAUGCUGUAUGGAGGCAUCGCUGGUGUUCAGGCUCCAUGAGCGAGGUCCAGAGGUGGUGAGGGAGGUGCUCUUGGAGCGAGGAUGGGAGGAAUAUGAUGAGGAGGAACGGGAGGAAGAGGACUGGAACUUGUACUGGAGAGGAUCUGCGUUUCGCAACUCAGAAUAUCUCAACCUAAUGCCAUGGCAGCGCCUCAACCACCAUCCCAAGACUGUCGGGAUCACACGCAAGGACUGUUUGGCACGCAACCUGAAGAGAAUGAGAGCCACGUUCGGUUCGUCUCUCUACGACUUCAGUCCCACCGCCUUCAUCCUGCCCAACGACUACACUCGCUUCCUGUCUGAGUACAACAAAGUGACCAGAGGACCGUCGGCCUAUUGGAUCUGUAAGCCUGUGGAUCUCUCCAGAGGCCGAGGCAUCUUCAUCUUCGAGGAUAUGAGGGAGUUAGUCUACGACUGCCCUGUGAUCGUACAGCGCUACAUCGGUAACUCUCUGCUCAUCUCCGGCUACAAGUUCGACCUGAGGAUCUACGUCUGUGUGAAGAGCUUCCAUCCACUCACGGUUUACAUUCACCAGGAAGGUCUGGUGCGCUUUGCCACCGAGAAGUACAACCUGUCAUCUGUGCACAACCUGUGUGCUCAUCUCACCAACACCAGCAUCAAUAAGUUCAGCCCCUUCUACAAGUCGGAGAAGGAGAGAGUGGGCCGAGGCUGCAAGUGGACCAUGAGCAAGUUCAGGCACUUCCUCCAGAGCCAAGACAUCAACGAGCUCCUUUUGUGGCAGAGGAUCAACAACAUCGUGACUCUGACGCUCCUCACCAUCGCUCCCACCGUCCCUUCCUGUCCGAACUGCGUGGAGCUGUUGGGGUUCGACAUCCUGAUCGAUGCAGAGUUCAAACCGUGGCUUCUGGAGGUGAACUACAGCCCCGCGCUGACUCUGGACUGCCAAGCUGAUAUCACGGUGAAGAGAGGGCUCAUUGGCGAUCUGAUUGAUUUGAUGAAUUAUACAUUAACUGACAGCUUGAGAGAGAGGGCGUUUCAGAGACAAGGGUACAACAAACGUUGUAUCCAUGCUCAACACGCAUCACCUGUUUCAAUACCCGUGCUUAAAGAAACCAAAUAUCAGAAGCGAAGAAACCAAUCUUUACAGACUCUCCCUAAGAUAAAAACUCAUCACCACCCUGAAAAAAUCAACCAAAGACAACAUGCUUUUGCAGCGGUUUACCAAAGACACCUUCCCCCUCUUCACCUAGACAAGAAGUAUGCAUCCAAAGUAGUGGCAGCCAACAAAUCCGACACCGAUGACAGGACCUUAAACCUGAUCCUCGGCCCACAGUCGAGAACUGACGUGUCAGUGGUGAGCAGACAGACGUGGUCAGAUCGUGCUCCGUGGCUGACAGACAGGAGUCUUCGUGUGUCUGAGGUUACAAACUACGACGACACUGAAACAGGAGCCGAGGCGGACGUUUCCUCUUCGUUAGCAGAGAUCCCACACAGGGGGCUUGGGUUCAGGCGUGAAAAGCUCCAAGACAUUUACAGACACCUUUUUGAAGACCAAAACAACUACAACAGACCCCAGUUCCACGCCAUGGUGGAGUCCAUGAAGACGGCCGCGGAACAGGAGGACGGCAUUCGCCAGCAUGUCAACUGGCUCCAGCCUGCUGAGCCAGCUGACAUGUCCACGCCGGCCACAGGAGGCCGCAAGCGGAGAGACGCCCACAGCAACCGCCUUGGCGUCAGACUCGCCCUUCGGCGGCUGCAGGGGCUCCGUCCCACGUCUCCGCUCCCCCAGGGGAGACAGGGUCUCCUGGCGGCGAGUCAAAGGGGAGUGAGGCUCCCCGCUCCUGGUCUGCUCCGCGAGAGCCUCCGAGGAAGCAGAGCCGCCCUUUCGGUCUACCAGUGUCACCACCGAGUUGGAGAGCAGCGCGUUGAUAUUCGCCGCCGCCUGAAAGGCACACUGGUGCACCCGGUCGGCCUGGCGGGCGACAUACUCUCUGGGGGAGCUCAACGUAGGGCGCCGUCCUGUGGCGACGGAGAAGGGGACCGCAUGCUCGGCCGCCAAACCAGCCCCCUGCUCCGACUCUGUCUCCCCCGUCUGGGGGAGAGGAGGGAGGGGAGAACCGCAAGUGGGAUUCGGAGAGUAAGAAAAGAGAGGCCGGCAGCACUGAACCGACAACAAGUUCCUCCGCUCAGAGUCGGAGACUUUAUCCGGACGUUCCCGUUCAACGCAGCCACUCUGACGGCCUCGCAGCACACACUGGAUGUUAAAAAAGUGAUUCAUGAGCUGCACAAGCUCACUGCUCAGCUGGCUUCAAGAAAGAAGUUGAAGAGACGAGAGGAGGAGAGAGAUGGUGAAGAAGACUUUGAUUCUCUGUUGUGGGGGCCGAAGGACCCUCCAUUGCUCAGUCAUUGUGUUAAACCUUUUUAGAGGUGCAUUUCUUUCUUUCAGACUGAUGCAAAGCUUGAUUCCUUACUUUCUAAGAAAAGGGAAAUGUAAACAUCACUUUUCCCAGGAAGAAUGGUUCAGGAAUUCUGCUAACAUCUGUUCAAAGUAAUGAAUUGUAUAUACACACACAUGAUAUUAAUUAAAUAUCAUUAUUUGUAUGAAAUAUGUUCCUCUGUACCCUUAAAACAAAGCU
Notothenia coriiceps (black rockcod) is the source of this 3549-nucleotide messenger RNA. It is a transcript of the gene ttll2, whose product is annotated as tubulin tyrosine ligase-like family, member 2. Gene Ontology annotation, cellular component: ciliary basal body. The transcript is spliced from 6 exons. NCBI's taxonomy places the organism in Eukaryota, Metazoa, Chordata, Actinopteri, Perciformes, Nototheniidae. Gene Ontology annotation, biological process: microtubule cytoskeleton organization; protein polyglutamylation. The record is from RefSeq and is a predicted model, not a curated record. Gene Ontology annotation, molecular function: tubulin binding; tubulin-glutamic acid ligase activity. Bases 921 to 3338 code for a protein of 805 amino acids.